Messenger RNA from Geodia barretti, 311 nucleotides. Lineage: Eukaryota; Metazoa; Porifera; Demospongiae; Tetractinellida; Geodiidae. The record is from the annotation of a GenBank genome assembly.
CUCGCCCCACUCCUGUGACGUGCCCUUGGUGUGGGAAGAGAAAAGGAGCUUGAAUAGACGGACGUGAGCGACGUUCCAGAGAGGACAAACUAGUUCAUUCAGAUGCUUGACUCAUCCUGAUGCAUGAGUUCCCUUAAAGGAAGCAACACCCACAUUUUAUGCUUGAUUCAUCCUGAUGCAAGAUUUUCCUUAAAGAAGGCAACACCCACAUUUUGUAAGUGUGUCUCCUGUGCCUUUUACACUUAUAUUAAUGAAAAGUACUAAAGUGCAAACCUCGACACACUGAAACAUCGAACCUAUACGCAUGUGCA